Caenorhabditis remanei is the source of this 456-nucleotide messenger RNA. RefSeq lists its product as uncharacterized. Gene Ontology annotation, biological process: protein K63-linked ubiquitination; DNA damage tolerance. The transcript has 3 exons. The record is from RefSeq and is a predicted model, not a curated record. Gene Ontology annotation, cellular component: nucleus. Lineage: Eukaryota; Metazoa; Nematoda; Chromadorea; Rhabditida; Rhabditidae. Bases 1 to 456 code for a protein of 151 amino acids. Gene Ontology annotation, molecular function: ubiquitin conjugating enzyme activity.
AUGGCUGGCCAGCUUCCACGAAGAAUCAUCAAAGAGACUCAGCGGCUUCUCGCCGAUCCGGUGCCCGGGAUAUCGGCGAAUCCGGAUGAAAGUAACGCCAGAUACUUCCACGUCAUGAUAGCCGGUCCAGACGAUUCACCGUUUGCUGGCGGAGUCUUCAAACUGGAGCUUUUCUUGCCAGAGGAAUAUCCAAUGGCCGCGCCAAAAGUCCGAUUCAUGACAAAGAUCUAUCACCCAAAUAUCGAUAAGCUCGGGCGGAUUUGUCUCGAUAUUUUGAAAGACAAAUGGUCGCCGGCUCUCCAGAUUCGCACCGUCCUUCUGUCAAUUCAGGCUCUCUUAUCGGCUCCGAAUCCAGAGGACCCGUUGGCUACCGACGUCGCGGAGCAGUGGAAAACGAAUGAGGCGGAGGCAAUCAAGACCGCGAAACAGUGGACUCUUUCCUAUGCUCAAGCCUGA